Molecule: messenger RNA, 898 nt
Organism: Leptonychotes weddellii (Weddell seal)
Lineage: Eukaryota; Metazoa; Chordata; Mammalia; Carnivora; Phocidae
Gene: TMIGD1
Product: transmembrane and immunoglobulin domain containing 1
Biological process (GO): cell-cell adhesion
Cellular component (GO): plasma membrane; cell-cell junction
Molecular function (GO): cell adhesion molecule binding
Source: RefSeq, a predicted model, not a curated record
AAUUGGCCAAGGAAGUCAACUUUUCAGAGCUCAGCAGCAGAUCAGACGUAAAUUUGUUAAAGAUGGCGUGGAACAUCAGUGGCCUAAUGAGAAUGUGCAGAUUUCUUCUCUUAGUGAUUUUGUUUCCGCCCUGUGAGGUGACAAGUUCUGUUUUAACUGUGAAUGAUAGAACUGAGAACUAUAUUCUGGACACUUGGCUUGGCUCCCAAGAAUCUCUGAAAUGUGCUGUUCAAAACCACACCAGGGAGGAAGAACUUCUCUGGUACCGAGAAGAGGGGACAGUGGACUUGAAAUCUGGAAACAAAAUCAACUCCAGCUCUGUCUGUGUCUCUUCCAUCAGUGAAAAUGACAACGGAGUCACCUUUACCUGCAAGCUGCAGAGCGACCAGUCGGUGUCCGUCUCGGUGGUGCUGAAUGUCAUUUUCCCCCCUAUUCUAAGUGGAGAUGACUUCCAAGCAGUUGAGGAAGGCAGUGAUGUGAAGUUGGUUUGCAGUGUGAAAUCCAACCCCCAGGCUCAAAUGAUGUGGUACAGAAACAGCAACAUCCUGAAUUUAGAGAAAACUUACCAAGUCCAUCAGACAAGUGAGUCUCUUCAACUGUCAAUCACCAAAGUCAAGAAAUCUGACAAUGGAACCUACAGCUGUGUUGCAAAUUCAUCUCUGCAAGUGGAGACCAAGGACUUUCAUCUCAUCAUCAAAGAUAGAACUGUGGCUCUACCAAUAGAACCCAUUAUUGCUGCGUGUACUGUGGUCUUUCUGACGGUGUGCUUUGGCCUGAUUGCUAGAAGAAAAAGAAUAAUGAAGCUGUGCAUAAAGGAUGAAGAUCCUCAAAGAGACACAGCUUUAUGAGCAAGCUGAGAUGCCAUCUCACACACCAAGAGUUUUGCAUCAGGACUUCC